This is a messenger RNA of Meloidogyne enterolobii, 513 nucleotides long. The record is from the annotation of a GenBank genome assembly. Lineage: Eukaryota; Metazoa; Nematoda; Chromadorea; Rhabditida; Meloidogynidae.
AUGUGUGAGAAGGAAAGGGGGCAACCUAUAUUUCUAUUUAUUGAUCUUGAAUGCCUACAUCAUUUCUAUCAAUACAACACAUUGCUUUGCGGAAUUACGUGUUAUGCGUGUUGCUUGUCUUCAAUAACUAUCAAUUACUUUCAUUUUUGGAGGCCCACGUUGCGUCUUUUGUUAUUGCAUCUUUCGCUCCAAGCGCCCACACAGCUGGGCAAUUUUUCUUUAUUCUUUUCUCAUUUCACAACAAUGACUUUUCAAAUCAUCACAGCAUUUGACUUCUCUUAUGAUGUGUUAUUUUUAUUCAUUUAUAUUCUUUCUGCAAGUGCGGGUCUACAUAACUAGUUUGUGUAGGUUCGCUAUUUUUGUCUUCAGUAAAAAAAUGGUCAGGGUUAAAAAUGGUCAAUAGUAAUAAAUUUAGAUAUAACGUAAGGUGUUCUUUCUUUCAUUGUCUGGAGUACGCGUGCUUGCUAUAGUAUUUCUUUUUCUUACGCGCCUUUUUGUUUGCAUGCUCUUCAC